This is a messenger RNA of Aspergillus brunneoviolaceus CBS 621.78, 1062 nucleotides long. RefSeq lists its product as uncharacterized. Gene Ontology annotation, biological process: protein depalmitoylation. Gene Ontology annotation, molecular function: palmitoyl-(protein) hydrolase activity; carboxylic ester hydrolase activity. The record is from RefSeq and is a predicted model, not a curated record. Gene Ontology annotation, cellular component: cytoplasm. Lineage: Eukaryota; Fungi; Ascomycota; Eurotiomycetes; Eurotiales; Aspergillaceae. The transcript has a single exon. The coding region runs from base 127 to 975 and encodes 282 amino acids.
CCCCAUUGCCUCCCCUUCAAACCACCUUAAUCCCGUCAUUCCCAAGACCUACCAUCCCCAUCACCUCACCAAAAUUCCAAGCUUUCCAACCCCAACCCCAAAUACCCGCACAUGAAACCAUCAACCAUGGCCUUCCCCACCCCCCACAUCCACCCGCCCCAAACCACGCACAAGCACACGCACACAGCCAUCCUCCUCCACGGCCGCGGAAGCAAUGGCCCCGAGUUCGCAAACGAGCUUUUCUCAUUUCUGACCUCGCACAGCAAAUCCCUCCCCGAUGCCCUCCCUACCUGGCGCUGGGUAUUCCCCACCUCGCGCGACCGCCUCACCACGCGCUUCCAGGAGGAGAUCUGCUCCUGGUUCGACGCCUAUUCCCUUUCCGACAUCCAAGAACGCCAGUACCUGCAGGUCGAGGGGCUCAGGGAGUCUGUCUCUUAUAUCCUGGAGAUCCUAGACCGAGAAAUCAGCCUACUGGGUGGAGAAGCAAGCCAUGUCUAUCUUGGGGGCAUCAGCCAGGGUAUGGCGACGGCUCUCUGGACUUUGUUCUGCGCAGGGGGAAGGAUCGGGCGGUGUCUUGGGGGAGUUCUCGGGUUCUGUGGGUGGGUGCCCUUUGCGCGGGAGAUUGAGGGGUUGCUUCAGCAGGCGGCUGGAGAUGAUACACUCCGGGUUCAGCGGUUGGUUUGCGGGUUCUGUGUCGAGAUGCUUGGGUUUUCGCAGCCUUAUGGGGAGGUAGAAAGUCACGGUGCGUCGUUGCCUCUUUUCAGCACGCGGUUCUUACUAGGACACGGCACAGAUGAUGUCUGGGUGCCGGUGGAGCUGGGGAGGCAGGCGUUGCAGGUUGUCAAGGGGCUUACCGCGGGGGAGGUGGAGUGGAUGGAGUAUGCUGGGGCCGAGGGGGAUGGCCAUUGGAUCAAAGAGCCGGAGGGGUUUGAUGUUAUUCUUAAGUUCUUGGGGCGUGGGUCGCAGCUUGCCUGAAAUAGACCGUGCAUGUACUAUGUAGCUUCCAGGUUGUGCUACACCUUACGCCGUUCCCUGAAAUGGAUCGCCCCCGCAAAACCUACA